AUAGGCACAAUUCGCAUACGAAUAGAAAGCAGUAAAGUAUAUGCUAGAUAUAAAUCGUAUGCUGAGGAAAUAGGAAAUAAGGACCAAUGAGAGAGAAAAAAUGAAUCGUAAAUGAAGCUCAGGUUCGAAUUCCAUGGAUAAUAUAAAUAAUAUCGUCUAUAAUGACAUACAAAUGAAAUACUUUUGAAAGAUUUCCUCGAAUUGAAAUUUCAAAAACGACUGGGUUAAACUUAAAAAUUCAAUCAUUGAGAUUGAAUAAGUAAACAAUUGAAUUGGUUGGGCGGUACCAAGAAAAUGGAGUAUUCACUUUAAUUUCUUAUUUAUUAUUGAAUUAACCGAUCAACUUUCUUUGUUAUCGAAGAUUUUUUUUUAUCUCCUAAUAAUUUAUUUUUCGAAAAAUGGGUAUAUAGAUUUAAAUAUGAUAAUAAAUACUACCACUUCUGAUCCCGAAGUUUCUGCUCUUGAAAAGAAUACGGGACGUAUCGCCCAAAUAAUUGGUCCGGUACUAGAUGUAAAUUUUCCCCCAGGGAAGAUGCCCAAUAUUUACAUUGCUCUAAUAGUUAAAGGUCGAGAUACUGUUGGUCAACAAAUUAACGUGACUUGUGAAGUACAGCAAUUAUUAGGAAAUAAUCGCGUUAGAGCUGUAGCUAUGAGAGCUACGGAUGGUCUAACGAGAGGAAUGGAAGUUAUUGACACAGGAGCUGCUCUAAGUGUUCCGGUGGGUGGAGUAACUCUAGGACGAAUUUUCAACGUACUUGGCGAGCCUAUUGAUAAUUUGGGUCUCGUAGAUACUCGUACAACAUCUCCUAUUCACAGAUUCGCGCCUGCCUUUAUACAGUUAGAUACAAAAUUAUCCAUUUUUGAAACAGGAAUUAAAGUAGUAGAUCUUUUAGCUCCUUAUCGCUGUGGAGGAAAAAUAGGACUUUUCGGUGGAGCUGGAGUGGGUAAAACAGUACUCAUUAUGGAAUUAAUCAAUAACAUUGCCAAAGCUCAUGGGGGUGUGUCCGUAUUUGGCGGAGUAGGUGAGCGUACUCGUGAGGGAAACGGUCUUUACAUGGAAAUGAAAGAAUCCGGAGUAAUUAAUGAAAAUAUUGCAGAAUCAAAAGUAGCUCUAGUCUACGGUCAAAUGAAUGAACCGCCUGGAGCUCGUAUGAGAGUUGGGUUAACUGCCCUAACUAUGGCGGAAUAUUUUCGAGAUGUGAAUGAACAAGACGUACUUCUAUUUAUCGACAAUAUCUUUCGUUUCGUCCAAGCAGGAUCCGAAGUAUCCGCUUUAUUAGGUCGAAUGCCUUCCGCUGUGGGUUAUCAACCUACCCUUAGUACCGAAAUGGGUUCUUUACAAGAAAGAAUUACUUCUACCAAAGAAGGGUCCAUAACUUCUAUUCAAGCAGUUUAUGUACCCGCAGAUGAUUUAACUGAUCCCGCCCCCGCCACGACAUUUGCACAUUUAGAUGCUACUACUGUACUAUCAAGAGGAUUAGCUGCCAAAGGUAUCUAUCCAGCAGUAGAUCCUUUAGAUUCAACGUCAACUAUGCUCCAACCCCGAAUCGUUGGUGAAGAACAUUACAAAACUGCGCAAAGAGUUAAACAAACUUUACAACGUUACAAAGAACUUCAGGAUAUUAUAGCUAUCCUUGGGUUGGAUGAAUUAUCUGAAGAGGACCGUUUGACCGUAGCAAGAGCACGAAAAAUUGAGCGUUUCUUAUCACAACCUUUUUUUGUAGCAAAAGUAUUUACCGGUUCAUCGGGGAAAUAUGUUGGUCUAGCAGAAACAAUUAGAGGGUUUAAAUUGAUUCUUUCUGGUGAAUUAGAUAGUCUUCCCGAACAAGCCUUUUAUUUGGUGGGUAAUAUCGAUGAAGCUACCGUGAAGGCUACGAAUUUAGAAAAGGAGAGAAAAUUGAAGAAAUGACUUUAAAUCUUUGUGUACUGACCCCAAAUCGAAUUGUUUGGGAUUCCGACGCGAAGGAAAUUAUUUUAUCUACAAAUAGUGGACAAGUUGGAAUAUUACCCAAUCACGCGCCUCUGGCUAUGGCUUUAGAUAUAGGUAUUUUGAUAAUACGCCUUAACGACCAAUGGUUAACUAUGGCUCUGAUGGGCGGUUUUGCUCGAAUAGGCAAUAAUGAAAUCACUGUUUUAGUAAAUGAUGCGGAAAAAGGAAGUGACAUUGAUCCACAAGAAGCACAGCAAACUCUUGAAAUAGCAUAAGCUAAUUUAAAGGAGGCUAAGGGCAAGAGACAAACAAUUGAGGAAAAUCUCGCUCUCAGACGAGCUAGAACACGAGUAAAGUCUAUCAAUAUGAUUUCAUAAUAAGUUGGUGCAGUCAAAUAAAAAAAAAGUAAAAAAAAAAAUGGAAUAAAACUGAAAUAGAAGAGUGGUUAAAUAUAGAAAAUUGUAGUAUAGGUUGAACUUA
Messenger RNA from Lotus japonicus, 2410 nucleotides. Its product is annotated as ATP synthase subunit beta, chloroplastic-like. Gene Ontology annotation, biological process: proton transmembrane transport; proton motive force-driven mitochondrial ATP synthesis. Gene Ontology annotation, molecular function: ATP binding; proton-transporting ATP synthase activity, rotational mechanism; ATP hydrolysis activity. Gene Ontology annotation, cellular component: chloroplast thylakoid membrane. Lineage: Eukaryota; Viridiplantae; Streptophyta; Magnoliopsida; Fabales; Fabaceae. The record is from RefSeq and is a predicted model, not a curated record.